CUUCGUAUAUAUACGUAUAUAUAUGUAUGCGAAAACUCAUACGUGUCUAGAUAUACUUACGAUACAAGAGUAUUAUGUUUCAAAAACGUAUUUCAGACUAUGUAUGUGAGAUUUAAGAAACGUUCUACCCUUGUUUACAGUUACGUCAUGCCCGCUAUGUUCGUAACUCCAGUUUGAAGCAUAGAAAAUCACAACACACAAUCAACGACCUAUAAAGAUUACGAUGAAACUCUUAUUACAAUUGACGGCCCCGUUUAAGAACAGUACCCGCCUAGCAUACCAACCUUCCCACUGGGUACCAUUGCGUCAGCCUCAAACAACAGUCCAGGCAAGGGCCAUGAGCAGCAACAGCGUCAAGUGGCUGAAUCCUGCUGACCGAGAAGCGACCAGUUUCCACGUCGCCUACGAGCACGGCACCAGGAAGGGCGUUUAUGGGAUGACGAUCAACACGACGAAGGCUCUGAAGGAGGAGGAGGUCAGGCUAUCCCUUCGCCACCUCAGGAGAAAGCACCCACCUCUAAGAAUAGGUCUCCAGCGACGGGAUGGCACCGUGUGGUUUUGUGAACCAGAUGAUAGUAGCCUAGACUUUAAGGUAGUCCACGAAGGAGCAAGUAUAGUGGAGGAGAUCGAGAAAGUGAGUAAGGAAGGCCUCCAGAACGCGAACCGAACCUCGUGGGUGCUCAGGCUGAUCCCCCGUGGUGAGGACGUCCCUUGCGCUGUUCCAGGGGCUAGGUCUCGCUUCCCACACCAGUACGAUGUCAUUUUCACAGGGCAUCACGCCAUAGCUGAUGGUCAGGGCGCCAUGAUGUUUGUCGUAUCGCUGUUGGAAUUUAUCAAUGACAUUAUGAAUGGGAACACUAUCGAGGAAGAGGAAGAGGAAGGUGAGGCCUUUCAGAAGGACGAAAUCUGGGAACUGGAAGCAAGCGUCAAGCAGAAGUUGGAGAAGGAUCCGCAGCGGCACGAAUUCGUCAAGCAGAGUCUCCCAUCUCCAAGCACGACCCCUUUACUCCUUCAAGCUUUUCCUCGACCUACGGGCGUCAUUCCGUCCACCAGACACGUAGCCCGCGCCGUCGAUUCCCACGUCACCAGGAAUUUACAGAAGAAGUGCAAAAUUCACGGAGUCACUCUCAACAGCGUGAUUGUGGCCUCGCUCAACGUCGCCAUGAUGAGGCUGUUAAAGGAAGCUGGGCUGUCUCAGCAGUCCUACACCAUCCGCAGCUGCCACGCCGUCAACUUAGGACGGUAUCUGAAACGAACGCCUCCUAGUGCUGUAGGUGGCUACGGCCUCCUGCUCUCCUACGCCGCAGACGUGGAUACGAACGCCCAGGCAAACUUCUGGCAAUACUGCAAGAAAAUCAACCAAGAGCUGAAGGAAAGCCUGCGCUCGGGGCUCCCGCUGGAACAGAAGAUGCUGAAGCAGAUGAUGCACCCGAACGCUUCUCCUGAAAAAGAGUUUCAGGACGGGAUUCCUGUGGUUCACGACUUCGGUGUUACCAACGUGGGCAGCUUCCCUACCGUAGAACCAGGUCCCGAUGACAACAUCCUCAUCACCGACGUCGCCUCCUACAAUAUUCUGCACCAGUUCGUUCAUAUGAAUCUGUUCCAAGUCCUCACGUUCAGAGGCCGUUGCAUCUUCACCAUGAGUUAUGCAACUGAUUAUAUUGCAGAUGAGACGGCGACUUCUUUUGCAGAUGAGCUCAUGUUGGUCCUGCAAGAAGUCAGUGACAUCUCCAAUUUAUGAUCUUGGGAUUUAUUUGUCGAUUUCUAUGUAGGUGAUCAAACUAUUGAAGGAUGAUAACCAUGGAAAAUCGUCUGGGUACAGAAAGAAAUGAGCAGUAGGAUUUUGUAUCUUCGUGAGGCAGUAUAUUUCUUUGUUAGUUAUAUACGGAAAUUACUAACA
Molecule: messenger RNA, 1900 nt
Organism: Penaeus monodon (black tiger shrimp)
Lineage: Eukaryota; Metazoa; Arthropoda; Malacostraca; Decapoda; Penaeidae
Exons: 4
Coding region: 224-1741 (505 amino acids)
Molecular function (GO): catalytic activity
Source: RefSeq, a predicted model, not a curated record